Messenger RNA from Gamsiella multidivaricata, 2070 nucleotides. Its product is annotated as Alpha/Beta hydrolase protein. Gene Ontology annotation, molecular function: sterol ester esterase activity; triacylglycerol lipase activity. Gene Ontology annotation, cellular component: cytosol. Gene Ontology annotation, biological process: triglyceride catabolic process. The transcript has 6 exons. The record is from RefSeq and is a predicted model, not a curated record. Lineage: Eukaryota; Fungi; Mortierellomycota; Mortierellomycetes; Mortierellales; Mortierellaceae. The coding region runs from base 243 to 1985 and encodes 580 amino acids.
CCUCUUUUCCCCUUCCCCUUCUCACCUCUCUUCUUCUCCUCCUUCUCCUCCUCCUUCUCCUCCUUUCUCUCCCUCACUGUCUUUGUCCUCUUUGGCGAUCAGCAGCUCCCUCAUCACCAUCUCUCAUUCUCAUUCCUCACACUCCACUCCACCUCUUUUUCCCUUUCUCUCUCUUUCUCUCUCUCUCUCUCCCCUCUUGUGCCACAUCCUCUCUCGACCGUUGCAAGUUCCUCCGCACAGACAUGCUCGGUCACAUCGCAGGAAGACCCUCUCCCUCCUGGGACAAGAUCCAGGCCGUUGUGGUCCUCUUGAUGAGUUACGUUGCCCUCCGUAAGACGCCAGCAGCCGGACCCCGGCCUUUCCAGCGAUUGCAUAAUCUCCUGAAUAAGUACACACCCUGGCAGAUCCUCAUCGGAGCUCUGACCAUGCUCUAUGCAACCCACCAUGCCGAUGUGCUCCUCGGCCUCACACCUGCUGAGCCUGAGAAAAAGAUGUUCUCGCGUCGCUACACUCGAGGUUACACGCGCGGUCUUUGGAUCUUGUCUGCCCUUGAUGCUGGUUUCUUCAUGUCUCAGAACAUUCGACCUAAGAUUCUACGCGACACCAUGUCCGCAGUCUUCUCGGUGUACUACCUCUUCUUCCCCAAGCGGGCACUUGAGAAGAACAACAUGAUGCUCAAGACCAUCACUGCGACUCAUAUGCGCCGAUCCUGGGAAAAGAUGCUCCAUCCGGUCAUUAGGGCACUGACCUGGAUCAAUGCCCCGAGACUGGGUGUUCACAAACACAUUGUUCUGAAAUUGUCAAAGGAGCUGGGACAUCACUCGGACGCGUUGGUGGACGUGAUUGUGUUCUUCAGGGGCACAGAAGAGGAGCUUGCGAGACAGGAGGCCUUGCUGCUGGAUAUUCCGGGUGGAGGUUUUGUCGCCAUGAGCCCUCAGUGUCAUUCCGAUUAUCUGAUGGCCUGGGCAGGCCAGACUGGUAUUCCAGUUGUCAGUGUCAACUAUAAGAAGGCGCCCGAGCAUCCCUUCCCAUACGGACUCAAUGAGUGCUUUGAUGUGUAUCGCCUGAUUGUCGCCACUAAGGGUGGUUGCAUUGGCUUCAAUGGCAGGACCCAGCCACGUAUCGUGAUUGCUGGCGACUCUGCUGGAGGCACGUUUACUGCGUCCACCAUGAAUAUGAUCAUCGAAUUCGGACCGGAGCUUCCGCGACCUGUAGGUCUGCUCAUGAUCUAUCCAUGUAUGCAGGUUGGCCUAGAUUUCUGGAUCAGCAACAGCGAUCUGGCUGUGGUUGAGGAGGAGAUUGUUCGUGGUCCUAUUCCAUCGGAUCACUUGAAGGCCAGACCUGGACGCGGAGAUGGUAUGACCCUGAACAGUAAAGCGGCCUUUAUGGACGACCAAGUCCUCAGUUCUUCCUUCCUCCGUGCGCUGAUGGUGAUGUAUAUUGGUGGCGACCCAACUCUGGAUCUCAAGUCCAAUUACCUCGUUUCGCCCAUUCAUACGCCUGACCAUAUCUUGGCCCAGUAUCCAAGAACAUAUAUCAUUGCUGGCGAAAAGGACCCGCUCGUCGACGACUCCAUCAUCUUCAUGGCCAAGCUGCGUCGUGCUAAACGCACUGCCUCUGCGGAUCUUGAGAGCGACACCCUAAGGAUCGUCAGUGGCGUAUCUCACGCCUUUUUACAAAUGACCAGCAUCGUCCCAGAAAUGAACGAUCUCGUCAAAGUCGCAGGCGAGGAACUCAUGGACAUGCUCAAGGCGCCACAGCAACCGCAAGCAGAGUGGGGUCAUGCGAGCACGCAGUCAUUGCAGGACGGCGCAACAGAUUUGGUCCAGAUCAAUCUGCGUUCCAAGACAGUCUCGAACCCUCGGCAGGUCAGCCCUUUUGUCCUCAAAUGGGAGGAAGAAAACACUAGAGAUGCCAUUUCGACUUAUGAGCAUCGUCGCGUGGCAUAUCUAGACCAGUUGGGCAUUGAUAGCCAUGAAGAUUAGAGUGCGAUCUAUGCCACUAUAUUAUAAAGAAGCAAGUCUAUAGAGCUAAUGAUACAGAAUACGCUGUUACGCCAGCAAUGGUCUA